UAAGAUAUGCACUGCAUAAGUUCAGUCGGUCGCGCGCAGAAAUCAGCGCAUGACGCGUGCGUGUUAACCACAGAUAAAAUACGAAAAGUAAUUAAUCAGUGGUAUGUUAGCGCGUAUUGUUAAAUCCAAUAAACGAAACAUGUUUUUUUGUAAACGCUUCCGUUGUAUUUAAUUUUAUUAAAAAAAUAUUAACUAUAAAGAUUAAGUAUUUCAAAUAUUUCAAAUUACUUAUUUUUUUUUAUUUAAUAAACGUAACGAUAGUAACUACUGUUCAUAUGCGCACGCACGAAAUUAAAUACGAUUUCCCAUUGAAGUGCAAUUUUGGACUAAACUUAACGCCGAAGGAUAAUUCGACAAGGCAUAACCGAGUUGAGCUUAGCCGUUAAAAAUGACUAAACUAGAAAAUUGUAAGGACAGUGCGCCGGAUCAGUUCUACGGAUGCUGCUUGGCCAAACUUAGGGAAGGAAACGAAUCGCCGGAACUUUUUGCAAGGUCAUGGAGCGGAAAGAUGUCACCGCUAGUAUGGCGUGUACCGAUAUUUGUAUGGGCAGUCGGUAUUAUUACGUGGUCCGUCGUCUGCUUCUGGGGACCUCGGGAAAUGUUCCUACUAUAUAUGACACAUUGGGGCCUUAUUAUGAUAUUUUUGGAAUCACUCUUCGGUAUAUUAGUAUGCAUUAAGAAACAUCGUGGACAUUUUAAAGAUCGGUCGCAAGGUCUACCUUGGUAUGUGAGGGCAUACUGGGUUUUGUACAACGUCACUGUACCGCUGGCCUUUCUUAUAUCACUCUUCUAUUGGGCUGUUCUAAGAGGAGCGGGUGCCAACAUAAACUACGCACCUGACCCGAUCUUAGACGUAAUGUUACAUGGAGGAAAUUCUGUUUUGAUGCUGAUUGAAUUGUUGAUGUCUCGUCACCCGAGUCGUCUUCUACAUGUGAUGCAGCCUCUAUACUUUUCUGGUGUUUAUCUUCUCUUUACGCUAGCACACUUCUUUGCCGAAGGACACGACCCAUGGGGCAAUGCUUUCAUAUACCCAGUGAUUGACUGGUCGAAGCCGAUAGAAACGCUCAUAGUGCUGACUUUGACAGCAUUAUUCUUCGCAUUAAUGCAUAUAUUAACCGUAGGAAUUUCAACGGUUCGUGACUAUACUUUACAGAGGCUGUCGCAGAACAAAAGUGGAGUAUACAACGAUGGAUUUGAACCUUGAAUAACUAGAUCUCAGUGAAGUACUGAUAAGAUAAUGUAAUAUUUUUACUGUUGAUAUGAGAGUGACGGCUAAUGACUACUGUGAGCUGUGAGGAAAUGAUUUGUGACUGUUGUAGAAAAAAAUGCAGUCUGGUACCAAAGAUUUUUACAUCUACACACACACUUUCACAAAUCAGACUUCAGUUAGAAAUGAGUUCAAACUCUUCGAUUAUCAAUAAGUAAAUAAUGGAAACAAUUAUUAUUUACUUGUAAAUGAGUAACAUUUAUUUUGUGAUAACAUUGAUAUUUUAAAUCACAUUGUGAAGUAAAGAAAAACUUAGUUUAAAUUUAAAUUGCCUAUUAUUCGAUAAGUUAUUAUAAUUUUAAAAAUAAAAAGGGAUUUAAAGAUUGGUAAGAUGUGUUGUCAUAGUUGUACAAGUAUUUUAAACUGUGGAUUUUAUUAAAUAAAAGCAUAUA
Pieris brassicae (large cabbage white) is the source of this 1659-nucleotide messenger RNA. RefSeq names its product protein rolling stone-like. The coding region runs from base 389 to 1204 and encodes 271 amino acids. The record is from RefSeq and is a predicted model, not a curated record. Lineage: Eukaryota; Metazoa; Arthropoda; Insecta; Lepidoptera; Pieridae. Gene Ontology annotation, cellular component: membrane. The transcript is spliced from 5 exons.